Messenger RNA from Diceros bicornis minor, 1491 nucleotides. RefSeq names its product cytochrome P450 2W1. The record is from RefSeq and is a predicted model, not a curated record. Gene Ontology annotation, molecular function: iron ion binding; oxidoreductase activity, acting on paired donors, with incorporation or reduction of molecular oxygen, reduced flavin or flavoprotein as one donor, and incorporation of one atom of oxygen; heme binding. The transcript is spliced from 9 exons. Gene Ontology annotation, biological process: xenobiotic metabolic process. Bases 1 to 1491 code for a protein of 496 amino acids. Gene Ontology annotation, cellular component: cytoplasm; intracellular membrane-bounded organelle. NCBI's taxonomy places the organism in Eukaryota, Metazoa, Chordata, Mammalia, Perissodactyla, Rhinocerotidae.
AUGGCCCUGCUGCUCCUGGGGCUCCUGGGGCUCCUAGGGCUCCUGGGGCUAUGGGGGCUGCUCCGCACCGGUACCCGUACCUGCACCCCGGCCCCUCGCUGGCCCCCUGGGCCGCGCCCGCUGCCGCUCAUCGGGAACCUGCACUUGCUGCGGGUGUCGCAGAUGGACCAGUCACUGAUGGAGCUCUCAGAGAGGUACGGGCCGGUGUUCACUGUCCACCUGGGGCGCCAGAAGACGGUGGUGCUGACUGGCUACGAGGCGGUGAAGGAGGCCCUGGUGGGCACGGGGCAGGAGCUGGCUGACCGGCCCCCCAUCGCCAUCUUCCAGCAUAUCCAGGGAGGUGGGGGCAUCUUCUUCUCAUCCGGGGCACGCUGGAGGGCCGCCCGCCAGUUCACUGUGCGUACCCUCCACGGCCUGGGCGUGGGGAGGGGGCCUGUGGCCGACAAGGUUCUGCAGGAGCUAAGGUGCCUCAUGGUGCAGCUGGACAGCUACGGAGGCCAGCCCUUCCCCUUGGCCUUGCUGGGCUGGGCUCCCUCCAACAUCACCUUCACGCUCCUCUUCGGCCAACGGUUUGACUACGGGGAUCCCGUGUUCGUGUCCCUACUGGCCCUCAUCGAUGAGGUCAUGGUCCUCUUGGGGACCCCCAGCCUGCAGCUGUUCAACAUCUACCCGUCACUCGGGGCCCUCCUCCAGCUGCACCGGCCAGUCCUGCGAAAGAUUGAGGAGGUACAAGCCAUCUUGAGGACCCUCCUGGAGGCGCGGCGGCCGCCCAAGCCUGGGAGAGGCCCUGUGCAGAGUUACAUGGACGCCCUGAUCCAGCAGGGCCAGAGGAAAGACCCCAAGGGCCUGUUUGCUGAGGCCAACAUGGUGGCCUGUGCCCUGGACAUAGUCAUGGCUGGCACGGAGACCACCUCUGCCACACUGCAGUGGGCCGCCCUCCUGAUGGGCAAGCACUCGAGUGUUCAGGGCCGGGUGCAGGAGGAGCUGGACCGUGUGCUAGGGCCUGGGCGGCACCCCCGGCUUGAGGACCAGAGGUUGCUGCCCUACACCAAUGCCGUGCUGCACGAGGUCCAGCGGUUCAUCACCCUCCUGCCCCACGUGCCCCGCUGCACGGCGGCUGACACCCAGCUGGGCGGCUACCUGCUCCCCAAGGGCACGCCUGUAGUCCCCCUGCUGAGCUCCGUGCUCCUGGACAAGACGCAGUGGGAGACGCCCCGUCAGUUCAACCCCGGCCACUUCCUGGACGCCAACGGGCGCUUCGUGAAGCGGGCGGCCUUCCUGCCUUUCUCCGCAGGUCGCCGCGUCUGCGUAGGGGAGAGCCUGGCCAGGUCAGAGUUGUUCCUGCUGUUCGCUGGCCUCCUCCAGAGGUACUGCCUGCUGCCCCCGCCCGGCCUCAGCCCCGCCACCCUGGACACCACGCCCGCCCCGGCCUUCACCAUGCGGCCGCCGGCCCAGGCCCUGUGUGCAGUGCCCAGGCCCCGGGGGCGCUGA